This is a messenger RNA of Aricia agestis (brown argus), 5119 nucleotides long. RefSeq lists its product as uncharacterized. The record is from RefSeq and is a predicted model, not a curated record. NCBI's taxonomy places the organism in Eukaryota, Metazoa, Arthropoda, Insecta, Lepidoptera, Lycaenidae. The transcript has 21 exons. Gene Ontology annotation, molecular function: protein binding. Bases 97 to 3435 code for a protein of 1112 amino acids.
UCGUUCGGCUGGUUCGGACUUUCGGAGUCCGUCUGUAUUUUAUUUGUAAAAUAUGUUAACCAGAAGAACAGUAACAAACAAUAUCAGUAGCUCGUGAUGGGUGCGCUAAACAUCGCGGAAUGGACGCCAGACGAGGUAGCGGAGUGGAUGUCGGGUCUGGACGCGAGCGUGGCGCAGUACGUGCCGGAGCUGCGCCGCCGCGGCCUGAACGGGGCCAAGCUGCUGACUCUACGCUGCGACGACCUGGAGUACCUCGGCAUCCACAUCAUCGGCCACCAGGAGCUGCUGCUGGAAGCCGUCGAGCACUUACGAAACUAUCACUAUGAAGUAUCACGAGAGUGUGUGCAACAGCUGGCUCUUCGAGUGUCGGCUGCUGCGUCGUCUCUGGCCAGGGAGCUGCGGAACCAUACCGACACCCGUCUGCCCACACAGACGCUGGCCGACGUGGCCCGCACCGUGCAGGCUAUCAAACCUCUAGUGUGCUGGUUGGACAGAUGGGCGAUGUGCGGCGGCGCGCUGUCGGAGCGUAAAGCGGCGUUAUUGAAGUUGGCGCUGGAGGCGGCCACGUGCGCCCAGCGCGAGCGCUUCGCCGAGCAGCCCGCGCGCGCCGUCGCCGCCACCGCUGCCGCCGCCGCUGCUGUGGCUGACUACAUCAUACAGGAUGUGGCGGACCCGGGCAUCCUGCAGCCUGCGACGGUGGAGGCGGUGUCGCUGCGGCAGGCGGGCGCGGGGGCGGGGCGGGGGGUGGGGCGCGCCGGGGGGGCGCUCGGCUUCGAGGUGGUGCCGUCGUUCUGCGGACACCACCAGCUCGCGCACAUCCGCUUCGGCUCGCCCGCGCACGCCUGCGGACGAGUGCACGAGGGGGAUGAGGUGGUGGCAGUAGGCGGGAUGUGCGUGAUAGGGUGGAGCGGGGAGGCGGUGGAGCGGCGGUGCGGCGCGGCGGGCGAGCUCGCGCUGCUGCUGCGGCGCCGCGGGGCCCGCCCCCUGCCGCUGCCCGCGCCCGCGCCCGAGCGCCGCAGACCCGCCUUCAUGCACGACCACAGAUACGAGUUCGAGUUCCGCGAGCCGCUAUCGCGGUCUACCGUGGCCGCUGUGAAGGAGGCGGCGGAGAGCGUGGCGGAGGGGGAGGGGGAGGGCGAGGGGGCGGGCAGCAGCGACAGCGAGGCGUUGUCGCCGCCCGCGUCGCCGGUUCCGCCCGAGCGCCUGUACCGCGGGAAGCCGCGCGCGCCGCCGCCGCGACGUCACAGCGUGUGCGGGGGGAGCCCCCCGCGCAGCGCGCACACGCCGCUCGACCAGAUCUGGCGCGAGCUGCAGCAGCAGCGCUGGGCGGACGGCGACGACACGCUCGGCGACACGCUGUACCGGCGCGACAAGGCCGUGUCGUGCAGCACCGGGCUGCAGCUGUCGCCGCGCCCGCGCACGCACCUGGGCGUGGCGCCCCGCCCCGCCCCGCCCCCGGCGCCGCCCCCCGCGCUAGUGUCCGCCCCCACGCCUCCCGCACCGCCCCGCGCUCGCCUCGACAAGAGUCAGUCGGCGCCGACGUACGACGAGCCCCCGAGUGCAGCGCCGCUCGCUGCUCAGCCGAUCCCCGAGUCCCCGCCCCCCGGAGACGGGCGCGAUCCGCGCGGCGGUCAGAUCCUGGACUUCCUGAAGUGCAGCUCGGCUAUCGGCGAGGCGUUGCGCGCGCGUGCCGCUGCCGACCACGAAGCCAUCAACCCCGUGAUGCGCGACGACGCCGAGCUUACUACUAAAUACCCAGUACCGUGCGUGUCGGAGAGGCGUCGGGCGCCGGACACGCCCCCGCCGCCGCCCCCGCGCCCCGCUCCAGCGCCCCGACUCACGCGCUCGCCCCCGCCGGAGCCGCCCCGCGACCCACCUCGUGACCUACCCCGUGACCCGUCCCGCGACCCACCCCGUGAGCCACCCGUGCCCGCGCCGCGACCACGUCCGCGGUUAACGGACUCUACACAGACGCUGUCGCCGCUGCGUCACAUCAGCAAGCACGACAUCCAGCUGGUGUCGCACGAGCGCCGCGAGAUGCCGCCCCUCAACUGCGAGCCAGACAGCCCGCAGUCGGAGCGUGGGCCAGAGCGCGUGGCCGGUGGCGGGGGGCGGCGGCGCGACGAGAUCGUUGUUGGGGAGGGGGGCGAGCGCGCCGGCGUCCGCGCCAUCUUCCCCACCUCCAAGACGCGCAGCCUCAAGAAGAAAAACUCCAUAUUGGCUAAGCGGCGCGAGGUGUGCGCGCGGUCGCUGGCGGCGCGCGGCGCGGCGGGGCGCGUGUGGCAGCGCGUGCGCGGUGGCGGGCGCGCGCGCUGGGCCGAGCGACACCUGCUGCUGGCGCACAACCUGCUCUACGCCUACCGCACGCCCGAGGACUCUCGCGCGUCGUGCAUGAUCUACCUUGAGGGGUGGACGGUGUGCGCGGCGGGCGAGGUGCGGUCGCGCGCGCAUGCGUUCAAGGUGUACCACACGGGCACGGCGUUCUACUUCGCGUGCGAGUCGCAGGACGCCGCCGCCGCGUGGACGCAGCUCAUACACCGCGCCACGCUGCUGCCCUCGCUCAGACCUGACCAGAUGGACCUCUCCAAACAGUACUCCGAAACGGAGUACUCGGAGUCCGACUCUGAGGCGGAGUCGGAGCGGCGGUCCGAGCGGGACAGGGAGAGGGAGCGGGAGCGAGACAGCAAGUCCAAGUUCGGCUCGCUGCGGAAACUCACGAGGCGCGGCUCGAGCGAGAAUGUCGCGAGCCUCGACCGCAAGUAUCUGAGAUUCUUCUCGCGCGGACGAACCAAGGAGGAGACUAAACCGAAGAGCAAGCAGCCGGGUGUGCCGGUCCCCACGGAGCAUUACCGCAGCUACCGGCGCGCCGCCCCCGUCCCCGCCCCCGCGCCCCGCCCGCCCAAGCCCAUACACUACAUACACGCCUCCAACCCCAACCUGCUGGACUUCGAGAACAGCGACUUCGUCACCAAACCCACGGUGCAGCCGCCAGCGCCGCGCACAAUCGGCGAGGUGGGCCUCGUCACACUCGAGCAGUUCAUGCUGCAGAAACAGGACGAGGAGCGCGGCGACCUCGCGCGCCGCCUGCGGACCGUCCGCCCGGACGUCGUGUACGGUGACCUGCCGCCCGAGAGGGGCAGGGGGGAUCGGGGAGACAGGGGGGACAGGGGGGAGGGUGACGAGAGGCCGGACUGGAAGGACUCGCUCAGGAGGAAUGAUAAGGUCCACACGGGCACGCCCCCCGCGCCGCAAGCCGUGCUCGCAUCACCUACAGACAGCGCGGGCGGCGGCGUGUCGAGGCUGCGACUCAUGUUCGGCGGCGGUCGCAGAGAUCUUGCUAAGGAAAGCAGCCGCAUGGAGAAAUACUCUCACCUGGGCUGCCCGCCCACCUUCACGCCGGAGACUUACUCGCUGCGCCGCCCCGACAGACCCUGACCGCUGUACGACGAUCAUGAUGAGGCAAGAUGGCCGACAAAGAAGUGAUGCUGACGUCGAACGACGUCUCUAAGCGGUGUUGCCCGAUAUGCCAACAUAGUUGGCCGACAUGGCAACAAUGUUCGCCGACGUGGCAACAAUAUUGACUGACAUAUUUAUCGACCGACGUAUUGACAACAUAUUUGGCGGACAGUAUAUCUGCCAACAUGCCGACAAUAUUGGCCUACAAACUCGCAAUGUUGGACGAGAAUUUGUCGGCAUACCGGCAAUAUUGGCCAACAAGUCUGCAUAUCGAAAAUGUUGUCCUACAUGCCGCGGUGAUUUUAAUGUCGUUGACGUAUAAUCGUGACAUUCAAUCGAUAUUUCAACUAUAUUAUACCGAUAUUAAUUUGUUAUUAUGUUUUUAUGUGUAUAUAUACGUAUAUCAAUAGAAAACAUUUCAAGAACUACUUCUGUCGUGUUAGAUUUGUUGGAACUAAGUAAGUAACGGAUGUUUCCGCUUGAGGCACUGCUAGUAACAAUAAAAAUGGAUUUAAACUCGUUAGAAAUAGUUAGAAACUUACACUUUGACGUUAAAAAGUGUUUAUUUUAUUAAAUAAUAUUUAUAGAUCGCUCAAAUACCACAAUAUUUUAUCCGCUAUUUAUACCAUUCUCUCAUACAAAUUUAUUAAAGAUGUCUAAAUAAUGCUCACGUUUGUUCCUAAAUAAAGUUUUGUUGUUUUGCUGAAAAUACAAUGAGUUUGUACUAGUGCUCAAUGUUAUUGAAAAUAGGCGUUUACUGCAGUAGAAUAUAUUAUUAUUAUUAUUGUUGUAUAGUCGUAACUGUUAGACGAGGCAAUGUAUUCUACAAUCAAAUAUAUUUUUAUCAAGUUUCGUAUUUGAGAUAGCUACAUAAUAAUAUUAUUUUUAUCAAGUUCAAUGAUACAUCAGAACCCCAGUUUAGGCUGUGUUUAAUUCUUAAAAAUGCGAUUUAAAACAACAACACCUAUGUUUUAUAUAAACUAAAUAUUAGGAUAGGAAAUUAGGUAUUAAAAAUCAUACACAUAAACUUCAUAUCGUAAAUAUAGUUAUAUAUUAUAGUGCCAAAAUGUUUGAAUAUACUAGAAUAACAGCAAGAAUGUGGAACUAAAAUGUAUUGUAUUAUAAUGAGAAGACUGACUGGUGCGGUACAAUAUUAUUUCGUAUUUUAACGGACUUUAGAUACUCAACGGCGCUGGUGUUUUAAAAUUAAUAGCUUUGUAAAAAAUAUUUACGCGUGUAAAAAAGUUUAUACAUUUAAAAGCCACUUAAUUUGAGAUGCGUUAGUUAAUUUGAGCUUAGGAGCUAAAUGUUUGUGUAAUACUUGCAAAUAUAAAGCUUUUUCUUACGUCCAUUAGUAAUAUUUGCCGCAGUAAGGCAUCAGUAAACAUUUUAUAAUUGAUAUAGGACCUGACUUGCUUGUAAACAGUUAUAAAUGAUGUUCCUAAAGAUAUUACUGAAAAUGGAAUUUAUAAGGGCGGGCGGUGGCGCGGUAAGAUGGUCACAGGAUCGGAACAUGUUAACAAGAUGACAAAAUGACGGUAGUGAUCAUGCUACGAACCUUAGGCCCUUCUUGUCUCACCAUACCAUAAUAUAAUAUUUUUUUUGUAUAUGACAGCGACACUAGUAUAAUGUUAUGACUCGCUUGAUAUUUAUUAUAAUAUAU